Spodoptera litura is the source of this 1461-nucleotide messenger RNA. It is a transcript of the gene RhoGAP100F, whose product is annotated as Rho GTPase activating protein at 100F. Gene Ontology annotation, biological process: cell projection organization; signal transduction; regulation of Ras protein signal transduction. The record is from RefSeq and is a predicted model, not a curated record. Gene Ontology annotation, cellular component: synaptic membrane. Lineage: Eukaryota; Metazoa; Arthropoda; Insecta; Lepidoptera; Noctuidae. Gene Ontology annotation, molecular function: GTPase activator activity; protein binding.
CGUAAUAAGAUGUCUCCACAGCAUCUUGCAGUGGCUCUAGCACCGCCUCUGAUGCUGCAUUCUCAGCCACCAACAGAGCUAGACUAUCAAAGGUCCAUCAAUGUUCUUCAGUGUCUGCUACAAAUAUGGCCGGCUCCUAAACGUUCAGACAGUUCGGCGCGGCGAGUCAGUAACCGGGCCGCGUGGAAACAGAGUCAGUGCGUCGCCAGCGGCCUCACUCACGCUCCCCCAAGGCCGAGCUCCGCCCUCAGUCAGUCCAUAUCGGCCUCAAGUGGCAGCAUCAGCAGCAUCUCCGCCGCCAGCUCUCUCGGGUCGGCCCGCGCCAGACCGCUCGCCGCCCGCACAUGUUCUCUCAUCAGUCAGGGCAGGCCAAUAUCGUCCGCAGUCGCCGCUCAGAGGCCCUCUGCCCGCUCCACCUCGGUCCCGUCAGGUGACAGUAUCCUCUCCAGGUUCACCCAGUAGCAGCUCAGGCAGUCACAGCCCUGCGGAUACUAUUAAACAUGGAGGAUCUGUCUCCUCCAUAUUGAGGCAACCGGAGCGCGCUGCAUCACCACGGUCAUCACCGCGGUCUUCUCCGCGCGCGUCUCCCAGAGCCUCGCCGCGCGACUCCCCGCGGACUAGCACACCGCGGGACGCCAGGGAGCAUGCCUCGCGGGACUCGUCGCGGGAGCACACUCCGCGCGAGAACUCUCGAGAGCACACACCCCGCGAUACGUCGCGCGAGCACACCCCGCGGGACGGGCCACGCGAGCCAGGCUCCCGCGAGUCCCCGCGGUCAGUGAUCCCGGGCACCUCGGCGGGCCUGGCCGUGACGCUGAACUCUCCGGGGCGCGUGGCGGGCGGCGGCCUGAGCCCGCGCUACAGCUCCACCAACCCGUUCCUGCAGCAGUACGACGCGGAGGAGGAGGCCGAGGCGUGGCGCGCCGCCGACAUAUUCUCCUCGUCCUCCACGCACGCAUAGUGCUCGUAGCGAAUUGAGAUUUUCUAGUCAAUUUUUUUAAUCGAAUCGAAAGAGUGCUACGAUUCCGCUGUAUAUUAUGUUGUUUAUUCGACGAGCGUGGUGCGCGUUCGUGUAAUGUUUGUUAUAUAUAGAGCGAGUUACGAUGUAUAUUACUGUGAGAAUGUAUACAUGCUGAGGCGCGAGGUGACACGCCUCGCCGGCCGCCGGCGUCCCGCCCCGUAGCCACUAUAGUGUUUAUCGUAUUGUAUUGUACAUUGUAUAUAAUAAACGUAUAUGUAGGUACGCUCCAAUUUUGUACCAUUCGGGUGGGACCGCGGCGGGCGGCCCGCGGCGCUACACACAUCAUCCCACAUAUCAGAGACUUGUGUACGGAAUCGAAACAAUCAAGUGAAUGUCCAAACUAGAAUCAUCAAACAAAUCAGCUUCCAAUAUAAGACUUACGAGAACCAAACAUAUACCUAUAAAUAAUAUUACACUAUAAUGUUAGUAUCGACGACGGA